AUGGUGUCCCUUGAGAAACCUUGGAAUCUGGAAAUAUUUAUUCAAUCAGUCUUUGACUGCGCACGGAACCUCCCGGAUGAAGUAAUCGACUUAGUGCGUGAAAACAACGGCAUUAUCAUGGUGACAUUUGUACCUGAGCAUGUGACAACUAGACGAUCAGAGGCAACGAUGGAUAUGGUCCUCGAUCAUUUAUUCUAUAUCGCGGGCCAGAUUGGCUGGGACCAUGUUGGUCUAGGAUCAGAUUUUGACGGAAUUGCAUCUGUGAUACCAGGGUUAGAAGAUGUAAAAUGCUACCCACGGUUACUUCAGUCUAUCCUUGAUCGGGGUGAGUCGGAGGAACAGUUGGCUAAAGUUGCCGGAGAGAAAAUUUUGAGGGUGUGGAAGGGCGUUGAGGAGACUCGUGAUCAAAUGAAGAUCGAAGGCGUGUUGCCUGUUGAAGAUGUCUGGGAAGACCGGACCUGGUGGCGAUAUGAUAGAUACUAUCAGAUGCCUGAUCCAGAUCCUGAAGAUAAAAUGGGAUUGGACUGGUAUGGAGUUCCACCACCCGAAAAAGGUCUUUACCUUAAAGAGUAG
Penicillium manginii is the source of this 573-nucleotide messenger RNA. RefSeq names its product dipeptidase. The transcript has 2 exons. NCBI's taxonomy places the organism in Eukaryota, Fungi, Ascomycota, Eurotiomycetes, Eurotiales, Aspergillaceae. Gene Ontology annotation, biological process: proteolysis. The coding region runs from base 1 to 573 and encodes 190 amino acids. Gene Ontology annotation, molecular function: metallodipeptidase activity. The record is from RefSeq and is a predicted model, not a curated record.